UCGGAUGUCGUACUGCGGGGAGAGCUCAGUUUUAGUUCGGACACCGAAGCAACCAGUUGGUCUUGCGAUACGCUCUGUUGGAAACGAUCCCUAAGACGAUACAGCUACCUCAUCAUUUGUGUGAUCGAAUUGAAAGAGGAAGAGAUUUUCAUAGAUAUAACACUAGAAACGCGGAUGAAAUAAGAACACCUUUCUUUCUAACAAGAGCUUCACAAAAUUCAUUGUUUUAUAAAGGUAUAAUUUUUUUCAAUUCGAUGCCAAGACAUGUUAAACGUGCACCAACGCUUGCGGAGUUCAAGAGACAAUGUAUUUCACACGUGAAAGUUUCUGUUGUACAGAACGAAAAUUAAAACUUUUAUAAAAUGACGAGAGUUUAUCUGACGAAGUUUAAACAACGGAUUUAUUUUGAAUGAACUAUUUAUUUUUGGAACCUAUCUAUUUAUUUAUUGUUUUAUUGAAGCAUGUAACUGACGAAGUUUUUACGAACGGAUCUGAUUGUGUUGUUUAAAAUAUUAUUUAUUAAAUCUUUUUUAAUAUGUAAUGUAAUAACAAAAACUACUGUGUUCGUCACGGUAGUGAUGAUGGAUUUUUUCCUUUAUGUUGUUGUAGCUUUAAAAAAAUAAUAGAAAGUGACUACAUAAGUUUGAGCCUCGCGCGCGGAAUUCAGAUAUAAAUGGAUUCUUUAACAAUGCUUAGAGAAAAAUUAUGAAGUAGUUGUGGUUAGUCUGGCUGAAGGUCAUGAAAACCCUGUGCUAGUUUUGUGUAGCUCUAUAGCUCUUCACAUUUUUACCGAUGUGAAUCAAGUAAACAGUUUUUGAAGAAGUUUAUAUCUGGAGAUAAAUCGUCCAGCUCAAUCCUUUGUUGGGGUAUGUUGCGGGACCAUCAUCAUCAUCAUCAUCAUCAUCCAGCAGCUCAGGCUCAGCGAUGUCUGGAUAAAAUUGUACCCCUCAGCCCCCGCACCUACAUACAUUACACACAACUCUGUCUCCAGGCUCGACAGAAUGUAUGUCAGUCAUGGUCUCUGUGCGCAUCUGCGGAACGCAGCCACUCAUGUAUACUCCUUCACAAACCACAAAGCGCUUACUGCCCGAUUAUGCCUCCCCAGCCUCGGGCGCGCACCUGGUCGCGGAUACUGGUCCUUGCGUCCCCACCUUCUGACAACAGAAAACAUCGAAGAAUUCCAAGUUCGAUGGCAGCGGCGAAAUUUUCCAAACUGGAUGACGUGGUGGCUUUCUUGUGCUAAGCCAAAAAUAAAAUCGUUCUUUCGAUGGAAAUCUCACGAGGCUUUCAGCGAGUUCCGCGCAGUACAUCAACGGCUAUACGCUCAGCUGCAGCGAGCGUACGAUGAUUAUUACCAGAAUCCAGCAAUAUUAACUACCAUCAAUCGUGUGAAAGCACAAAUGCUCGCGCAUCAGCGAAAAUUUUCGCAAAACUUCAUGCGCAUCAACGACACCUAUAUCGCCGGAGAAUGCAUCAGCACAUUCCAGCUGGGAGAACGGCAGAAGAAAAAAAACGUCAUUACGGAGCUACACGGGGAAAACGACGAAAUAUUAAACACCUCUGAAGCAAUCGAAAAUCAUUUGUUUCAAUACUUCAAGGACCUCUACACGGCGUCAGCGGUACACGAGGACGCGAGGCAACCCUUCCAAUGCAACCGAGUCGUACCUGAAAAUGAUAUCCCCAAUGAGGCUUGCAUGGCUGAAAUAACAACAGCAGAAAUCCUGGGAUCCAUACGAUCGUCGGCCAAAAGGAAAGCUGCUGGCAGCGAUGAGAUGCCUGUCGAAUUUUACCAACGUACAUUUGACGUGAUACACCGAGAGCUGAACCAUGUACUGAACGAGGCGAUGACAACCGACUUCCCACAAGAUUUUGCCAACGGCGUGAUCGUGCUAGUGCGAAAAAGUGGAACGACAAACACUGCACGAGGAUAUCGCCCGAUCAGUCUGCAAAAUGCAGAUUUCAAAAUUCUUAGCCGAAUCCUAAAGGCACGACUUGAACUGAUAAUAAAAUCGCGACGAAUACUGAGUGAUGCCCAAUAGUGUUGCAACGACGGGCACUCAAUUUUCGAAGCCACUCUUUCUCUGAAAGAUCGAAUCGCUGAGCUGCGGGCGCGAAAGAGGAGAGGGAAACUGAUAAGCUACGAUUUGGACCACGCUUUUGAUCGAGUGUCCCUGUCUUCCCUGCACGAAACUAUGCGCCAGCUGGGAAUAAACCCGGCUUUCGUAAAUGUGUUGAAACGAAUAGCAGAGCGAUCGUCUUCUCGACUGUUGGUAAACGGGCAUCUCUCCGAACGUUUCUCUAUUGAACGUUCGGUUCGACAGGGAGACCCGAUAUCGAUGCUGCUUUUCGUCAUCUAUCUUCACCCACUUCUCCAACAGCUGGAGCGGCGUAUCGGUACCGAUCUGGUGGUAGCAUACGCUGAUGAUAUCUCAGUGAUCGUCACCAAUACACAGGUAAUUGAAGGAAUCAAUGAACUAUUUGAUCGGUUUGAACAGACUACUGGCGCAAAAUUGAAUCGUAAUAAAACUGUUGCGAUUGAUGUCGGGCUCAGUGAUGGAGACCCAUUAGUUGUACCUUGGCUGCAAACAGUAGAAAAGGUUAAGGUUCUGGGUAUGUAUUUUGUAAAUUCAAUACGAGCCAUGAUAAAAAUUAAUUGGGACACACUGGUAACAAAAUUCACUCAGAACUAUGGAUACACUCACUGAGAAAUUUAAAUCUCCAACAAAAGGUGGUACUAUUAAACACAUUUAUCACGGCGAAAAUUUGGUAUGUUGCAUCAGUUCUACCAGCGUAUUGCGUGCAUACAGCCAAAAUCACGGCCACUAUGGGUUCGUUUAUAUGGCGCGGACUUCCUGCACGCGUUCCAAUGCAACAAAUGGCGCGCGACAGAAACUCUGGUGGAAUGAAUCUGCAGUAACCGGCACUGAAAUGCAAAGCAUUGCUGAUCAAUCGGCACAUGCAGGCAAGAAAUUCCCUGCCGUUCUAUCAGCUUCUUCUAAACGAAGCAACUCCUCCCCCCGCAGAUCUUCCCUGCCUUAAACUAUUAUCCCAACAAAUCCCUCUCCUCCCCCCACUCAUACGGGAGCAUCCCACGAGUAGCCAGAUACAUGGGCUUUUUCUGGAACGAACGGAAAUACCACGAGUAGAAAAAGAACAUCCGAACUUGAACUGGAGACGCAUCUGGACGAACAUUGCAACGAAAAAACUUAGGUCAGAAAUAUGGAGUAAUUUGUUUUUGCUCAUCAACGAAAAGACUGAGCAUAGGAAACUGAUGAGAACCAUUCACCGUGCAGAUGCGGAGAGCUGUUUACAUUGUAAUGCUCAGGUGGAGACGCUGCAACAUAAAUUUAGUGAAUGCCCUCGAGUGGCACACGCGUGGCAUUUUGUACAGGAGAAGUUGACUUUGAUUCUCGGUGGAUGGCGAAGACUAUCCUUCGAAGAUUUGCUGCGACCGACAUUAUUGAAUAUUGGACCCGUGAAGCGAAAUAAAAUUUU
Wyeomyia smithii (pitcher-plant mosquito) is the source of this 3495-nucleotide messenger RNA. RefSeq lists its product as uncharacterized. The coding region runs from base 1002 to 2039 and encodes 345 amino acids. The transcript is spliced from 2 exons. Lineage: Eukaryota; Metazoa; Arthropoda; Insecta; Diptera; Culicidae. The record is from RefSeq and is a predicted model, not a curated record.